Molecule: messenger RNA, 1701 nt
Organism: Rotaria sp. Silwood2
Lineage: Eukaryota; Metazoa; Rotifera; Eurotatoria; Philodinida; Philodinidae
Source: the annotation of a GenBank genome assembly
AUGACAACUCAAUCUGCUGUUUACGAUGAUAUUCAAGAAGGUAAACCACGCAUAAUAUCAUAUGAUGAUAAUGGUAUUCGUACAACAACAACAACAACAAAACUUGGACCAGAUCCAAAUGUAAAACCUAAAGAAACAGUUACAGUACGUACAAUUGAUCAUCCUGAUUCAACUGAAACUGUAACAGUUACUGAAAAAAAAUUACCACCAAUACGUUAUACAGAAACAAUAACACGAGAAAAAUUACCAAAAAAAAUUCCAACAUCACGAGUACAAAUAAUACAACCUACACCAACAAAUAGAUCUACAUCAGAAAUAGUACGUCCUACUAGUGUAAUACCAGAUACUUAUAUAACAAAUGAAAUUCCACCAACUGCUAAAACAUAUAAUAUUGUACGUCGUGAACGUAUUGUUGAUGAACCAACUACUGUUGUUUAUCCUGCAACACGUCAAGAUCGUGUUAUUGUAACACAACCAGGACGUAUAACAACACCUCGAGUUAUUAUGCGUUCAACUCCUGAACCAACAUCAUAUAUUCAAGUACAAAAUCCUCGUACAACACGUAUUGUAGAAGUUCGUCAAGGACCAUCACCAGUUAUUGUUGAUGUUGCAACACCACCAUUAAGAACAACAACAACUACAAAAAAAACAACAAUUGUUAAUGAUAAUGUUCAUGAUACUUUUGUUGACGAUAGUCGUACACUUGUUAAUUAUCAAGAUGAUUAUUAUUCAACACGUCGUGUUGGUCAACGUUCAGAAUGGUGUGGUAAUUGUGGAACUGAUUGUUUGGGUUGUGGUUGUUUUGAUGAUUGUUGUGGUUCAAUGAAUUGUUGUCGAACAAAUUCAUUUGCAAAAAGAAAAGAUGUUGUUUCAUAUAGAACAAGAGUUACCAAAGAUGGACGACGUGUUCGAUAUCGUAACGCUGAUGUACCCGGUUAUCGUUGUUGCAAUUGUUGUACAGGUUGGUGUUCUCGUUUUUGUCCAUGUUGUGCAUGUCUCGAAUGGUUUUGUGCUUGUCCAUGUUGGCUAUGGUUAUGUUGUCUUCUUCCACUUUUACUUGGUCUUCUUGGUUUAUCAAUUGGUUUACUUACACAAUUACCUUCGAUCACAUCUAAUACGAACAAUGUGAAAACAUUACGUGUAAUUGAACAAGUAAUAAAUGAAACAUGGUAUGUCUAUGGACUUGAUCAACCAUGUCAAGGUAGUGCAACAACAUUUCCACCAAGUUUAUCAACAAUAACAACAUUAAUACCAUGUGCACAAACAACAACUAGUUGGGCACGUAUUAUACAAGCAACAACAUUAAUAACUAUAAGCAAAAGUUCAAAAACAUUAAUAAAUAAUAAUUUUCUUUUCAUAAUUUUAAUUUUUUUAACUUAUAUUUAUCCUAUCAAUUCAAAUUCAAAUCAAUACAAUGAAUUACGUGUAACACAAACAUAUAAUACUGUCUUAGCUGUAUUAGGAGAAAAUGCUGUUUGUCAACCAGAUCGUAAUUUACCUGGUGUACCAUUAUAUUGUGAUCAAACAACAACAAGCUUUUCUGUAACAGCAACAUCAUCAUCAAGUACAGUUUUUGCUAUACAAGUUAAUCGAAGUAAUCAUCUUGAUUAUGAUUAUAUAAUUAUUAUUUUAUUAAGUUUUCUAUGCUUUGUUAUUCAAAAAUAUUUUCAAUUGAUUAUACGAUCAAUUUUUAUUUAUUAA